AUGCCUUUUUUUGCAGAUCCACACGCCUUUCACCGACACUUUCAUCUGGUCAACCAGGUGGACUUGGAGACUGUUCUCCAAGCAGCGGUUUUUGUAAAUGACAAGGAUGGUCAAGUCAGAGCCACUCACAAAAUCUUAGGGUACGAUCCUAUCCAGAAGUCAUUUGUCGCCCCAAAGCACGUGAUUAGAGCUAACAAUCCUCGGCUUCAGAAAAUCACUGUAGUCGAGCACGGGUUUUUGAUCUCUGAAGAAUCUCCUAUCCCGGAGGGCAUCCCGUUGGCGAGCUCUUCCCCGUCUCACCAAGCAGCGGAGGACGAAGGUGAUUUGGGUCUGUCCGAGGAGGGAUUCGGGGUAUUUGACCAAGCUGACCCAUCCGAGGAUCCUUCCGGUGAUCUGGGUGACCCUGACUUGUCUGAAGCGGAACUGUUGUCAAUGGGAACCUCUUCUCGGGCAAAGAUGGGCCUUAAGAGAAAGCCCCCGACCAGCUUGUUCGACCUCAUUGAGGGUCAGCCGGGGAAGGGUGCACAGGGAAAGUCGCAAUCCAAUGUUCCAACUUCCCCACCCCAGAUCCAGCCUGUCAAGAAUAGGUCUUCUCCUUCCAGGUCGCAGCCACAAUCUCCCCGCCCCAAACUUCCUGCUCCUCCCCAAUCAGCUCUGCCUCCUCGGCCUAAGCCCACCGGCCCAAAGAGAAAGAGGAGUCCCAAAGGUAAGGAACCAAUGAAUGGGGGGAAAUCCCAAUCCUCUCAAGAGGAGGACGAAGCCCCGCGAGCUCAAAAACAGUUAAAGAUCGGGCAUCAAGGCCAGGGGAAAGGGAUCGAUGCCCAAUCUACGUCGAGUGCUUGGCUUCCUGCCCCAAUGCUCCACAGGGAGCCAUUGAUGGAAGAUGUAUCCAUGAGGAACCUUAGAGACGGCGAAGGCACUUAUGUGGCCGACGCGUUAAAGAGUGCCCUGCUGCUUCCCACUGAUAUGGAAAAGAUGAAGAAUAUGAGGAUGCAGGAGAUUUUCCUCAGCGUGAAGAGGUACCUAGGUAUGGCUGUCCAGACCACCUAUAGGAUGGAGGAAGAAGCUAAGGGGCAGAGUAAGAUCGCAGAGCUUGAGCGCAAUAAACGUAUAGAGGCUGCGCGAACCCUCAAAAAUUCCGAAGCUGGCCUCGCGAAGGCCAGAGAGGACUUAAAGGAGGUAACUAAAGCCAGGGAUAGUGCUGAGGCAGGUUUAACUGGUGCCCAAAAACAGGCCGAGGAACAGACGAGGCGCCUACUUGCUACUGAGGAGCAAUUGGAGAUUGCCAAAGAGCAGAUCAGUGAUUUAAAGAAGAAACUGAUCGAGGCAGACAAUGCUAAGGGCAUGGCGGAAUGGGCCAGGGAUGAAGCCGUGAGGGCCAAGACAGAGGCUGAGUUUGCUAAGACUGAGGCCGAAACUAACAAGGACUAG
Quercus lobata is the source of this 1431-nucleotide messenger RNA. RefSeq lists its product as uncharacterized. The coding region runs from base 1 to 1431 and encodes 476 amino acids. The transcript has 2 exons. The record is from RefSeq and is a predicted model, not a curated record. NCBI's taxonomy places the organism in Eukaryota, Viridiplantae, Streptophyta, Magnoliopsida, Fagales, Fagaceae.